ACAAAAUUAACAAGCUAGCUAUCAUUCCUCCAAGUGUCAAGUACUUACGAAACGAAUAUGCCGGCAUUGGUGAAGAUCGGGCAGUGGGGUGGAUAUGGAGGGUCAGCUCAGGACAUCACUGUGACACCCAUCAAACUCACCGGCAUGACAAUUCGUAGCGGAAAUGCGAUCGAUUCCAUAAGCUUCUCCUACAGUGGCAUUGACGGACAGGAGCAUGUCGUGGGCCCAUGGGGUGGUAACGGUGGACACGCUACCACGAUCAUGUUAGGCCCUACGGAGCAUGUGAUAGAAGUUUCUGGAACCCAUGGCAAGUUUGGACCUGUAGCUGAUGUUGUGACGUACCUUAAGAUUGUCACCGACAUUACAACAUAUGAGUUCGGUGUGCGUAGUGGAACAGACUUCAGUGUCCCGCUGCAGGGCGGUGCCCAUGUUGUUGGUUUCUUUGGACGCUUUGGAGUGCUCAUGGAUGCGAUUGGCAUCUACACCCGCCCAUGAUGCUUCACAUUACCUACCCACGUUAGAGUGUCAUUGUUUCGUUUAUGUUUAUGCUUAUAAUUUAAAUUAUUUAAGUUUUAAAUUUUAAUUUUUAGUUAAUUUUGUGUUUUUCAUCGUAUUUUAUUUUUACAGUAUUUGAUUUUGAAUAGCUAAGGACACAAAUACGAAAGUUUUACUCACAAAUUAUUUUGUAAUUGCUAAUAAAUGGUUUGAAUAAGCAUAAGCAUAAGCGGAACGAUGAGCUCUUACAUAUGCCAUGGUGUUGUUAUUAGUAUCAUUGUUGAGGAUCAAAAUUUGUUAUAUGUAUUGGUAAUAUGGUUUUGUUAUUAGUAUAAUUGUUCGUGAGGAUCAAAAUUUGUUAUAUGUAUUGGUAAAAGACCCCUCAAUGUUAUAGUUUCACAUGUGGUGUAAUCUGGGUGGUGUUGCAAUAAGGUUAGGGGUCCUAUGUUUUCUUCUUUUUCAUUCGGAGAUUAGGGGAUCCCACGUGUGUUGAUCACAUGAUCCCUUCAAAAGUCCUGUGUCUUGUAAUUCUCCAACUAUGUUAUUGAAUAAAGUGCCGUGGUACCAGGAGAUGAGCU
Molecule: messenger RNA, 1073 nt
Organism: Oryza sativa Japonica Group (Japanese rice)
Lineage: Eukaryota; Viridiplantae; Streptophyta; Magnoliopsida; Poales; Poaceae
Product: salt stress-induced protein
Molecular function (GO): carbohydrate binding
Source: RefSeq, a predicted model, not a curated record